Messenger RNA from Vigna radiata var. radiata (mung bean), 812 nucleotides. Its product is annotated as probable glutathione peroxidase 5. NCBI's taxonomy places the organism in Eukaryota, Viridiplantae, Streptophyta, Magnoliopsida, Fabales, Fabaceae. Gene Ontology annotation, biological process: response to oxidative stress. Gene Ontology annotation, molecular function: glutathione peroxidase activity. The record is from RefSeq and is a predicted model, not a curated record. The transcript is spliced from 6 exons. The coding region runs from base 122 to 634 and encodes 170 amino acids.
AAGAGAUUUCGUGCCAACAAGUUAUUGAAUCAGAAUACUAUAAAUGCUUCAACUCUGAUUGUGCAACACAUAAACACAUAACAGACUUCCGUGAGUAUCAGAAAAGAAAAGAGAAGAUAAAAUGGGUGCUUCUCAAUCAAUCUCAGAAAACUCUAUCCACGAAUUCACUGUAAAGGAUGCCAGGGGCAAAGAUGUUAACCUAAACGCUUACAGGGGAAAAGUUCUUCUUGUAAUUAAUGUUGCUUCAAAAUGUGGAUUUGCUGAUGCCAAUUACACACAGUUAACUCAGCUUUAUUCGACAUACAAGAGCAGGGGUCUUGAGAUAUUGGCAUUUCCAUGUAAUCAAUUUUUGAAGAAAGAGCCUGGGACUAGCAUUGAGGCACAUGACUUUGCAUGUACAAGAUAUAAGGCUCAGUAUCCAAUUUUUGGAAAGAUACGUGUGAAUGGAUCAGAUAGUGCACCAGUUUUCAAAUUCCUGAAAUCACAGAAAUCUGGAUUUGUGGGAUCUAGAAUCAAAUGGAAUUUCACUAAGUUUUUAGUUGAUCAAGAAGGCCACGUCAUCAACCGUUAUAGUCCAACCACCAAGCCUUUAGCCAUUGAAAAAGACAUCAAGAAAGCAUUGCGGUUGGCUUGAAAGACGACUCUACAAUUAUUUCAAACGAUUGCUCGUGUUCAAGAUAUCUCAAAACAAAAUGAAAAGAUUAUGUGAUUGAUGUUUAUUCUAUUCAUUAUUUAUCUUAUCUUUAUGUCCAUGGUUUUAUUUCUCAUCUUGUAUCAUUCUGUUCAAUUUUAUUUCAAGGAAAUUAUUAUUC